Molecule: messenger RNA, 898 nt
Organism: Thalassophryne amazonica
Lineage: Eukaryota; Metazoa; Chordata; Actinopteri; Batrachoidiformes; Batrachoididae
Gene: nrn1lb
Product: neuritin 1-like b
Exons: 3
Coding region: 243-752 (169 amino acids)
Biological process (GO): nervous system development; neuron projection extension
Cellular component (GO): plasma membrane
Source: RefSeq, a predicted model, not a curated record
UGCUGUCAUUUGGUUUGCCCCUCCCUGGUGUACAUGCAUGUGCCCACACUCACAAACACAUCACUCCCGUUCUGUUAAUCCAGCUGCAUCGUGCCUGUGUGCAUGGCUGUACCUUUUGUUGCAAACUGCUGAAUUCCUAAAGGAUGCCAGGAGAUGUUACCUUUUAGCGCACCAAUCCCCACACUCUUUUGAUUUAUAUCCAGUGGGGAAGCUCUGCUACAGAGGUGGGACUGAGCUGAAGGAUGAGGUCUCACCCAGGCACUGUGACAAUGCUGCUGCCUGCAGCUCUCUGCAUCAGCACUCUGGUUUCUGUGUGUUUGGGAGCUGCAAUUCCGAUUUCAUGUGAUUCCAUUUAUAAGAGGUUUGCUCAGUGUUUGCUCACACUUGGGGACAGUUUGGUGGAACCUCAAAAAGACCAAAGUACACAGGACAUUGAUUCAAUUUGCAGGUCCUGGAACUCGUUCCAUGUCUGUGCCAACUCAGCACUGGCUGCUUGUCCUGGAGAGGCUGCAGCUGUUUGGGAGUCUCUGAGACAGGAGUCCAUGAAGACCCAGUUUUCUGGAAACCUCUAUAACAUGUGCGCCAGUCGCACCACACUCACACCCAGCACUGUGCCUGCACCCCAAAGCCGUCUGACGUCUGACCAGACCAACCAAGAAACACUGAAAGGGCAGACAUCUGGGCACAGCCCUGCCCUCAGCACGCCGUACUUAGCACUGUGCAGCACCCUACCGCUUCUGCUCAGGAGCUAAAUGGCUCAUUUUAGUCUUUAAAUUAGUCAUCAUCAUGGUUCUGCAUCAGUUCUACAGCAUAGAUAUCAAACAGUUGACCAAAAUCAAAUGUUUGGUUCAAUGUCUGUUCAACAUCAUCAUCAAUUUACUGAUGAAUGUCUUAAUGC